Prinia subflava (tawny-flanked prinia) is the source of this 575-nucleotide messenger RNA. RefSeq names its product protein MRP-126-like. Lineage: Eukaryota; Metazoa; Chordata; Aves; Passeriformes; Cisticolidae. Gene Ontology annotation, cellular component: cytoplasm. The transcript has 3 exons. The record is from RefSeq and is a predicted model, not a curated record. Bases 55 to 402 code for a protein of 115 amino acids. Gene Ontology annotation, molecular function: calcium ion binding; calcium-dependent protein binding.
GGGACACGGCGGUGACACCGGUGACACCCAAGGGGACAUCGCUGCCAGGACAGGAUGAGCAAGUCCCAGCAGAGCCAGGAGCCGCUCUCGGAGCUGGAGAAGGCCUUGGACACCAUCAUCGACGUCUUCCACCAGUUCUCGCGGCGGGAGGGGGACAGGGACACCCUCACCAAGAAGGAGCUCAAGCUGCUGAUCGAGAAGCAGCUGGCGAAUUACCUGAAGCACGUGAAGAACAAGGCCACCAUCGACCAGAUCAUGAAGGACCUGGACGUCAACAAGGACGCCCAGAUCAGCUUCGGGGAGAUGAUGCUGCUGGUGACCCGCGUCACCUGCGCCACCCACGAGCACCUGCACGAGGUGGAGGGACACCAGCACCAGCACCAGCACCAGCACCAGCACUGAGGCAGCGCCGCGGCCCUCCCCUCCCUCCCCUCCCCUCCCCUCCCUCUGGGGAACCUCGGAGCUCGGGAAAGGCUCCGGAGCCAAAUCCACCCUUCCCUUCCCUUCCCUUCCCUUCCCUUCCCUUCCCUUCCCUUCCCUUCCCUUCCCUUCCCUUCCCUUCCCUUCCCUUCCCU